Musa acuminata AAA Group (dessert banana) is the source of this 1449-nucleotide messenger RNA. Its product is annotated as glycine-rich cell wall structural protein-like. The transcript has a single exon. The record is from RefSeq and is a predicted model, not a curated record. Lineage: Eukaryota; Viridiplantae; Streptophyta; Magnoliopsida; Zingiberales; Musaceae. The coding region runs from base 1 to 1449 and encodes 482 amino acids.
AUGGGGAAGGCUGUGAAGUGCGCGUGUAGCCUCGGACUGAUGGUCCUGGCGAUGGUGAUGGUUGUGGGGAUCGCUGAAGGGCGUCGGCUUGAGAAAGAUAACUUGCUUGGCGGUGGUGGGAUCGGAGGAGGGUUCGGUGGUGGAGUUGGUGGGGGCUUUGGUGGCGGGACUGGUGUCGGUGGUGGCUUUGGAGGUGGUAAAGGUGGAGGGGGUGGUUUUGGUGGUGGUGCUGGUGCUGGUGGCGGGGCUGGAGGUGGCUUUGGAGGUGGAGCUGGUGGAGGUGCCGGUGCUGGAGGUGGCUUUGGAGGCGGCAAAGGUGGUGGUAGAGGGAGUGGUGGAGGUGGUGGUUCUGGCGGUGGAUUUGGAGGUGGCAAGGGUGGUGGAGCUGGUGGAGGCGGUGGCUUUGGAGGUGGCAAAGGUGGUGGAGCUGGAGGAGGAGUUGGUGGUGGAGCAGGUGGCGGAGGUGGUGCCGGUGGUGGCUUUGGGGGAGGCAAAGGAGGUGGAGCUGGUGGAGGUGUAGGUGGUGGAGCCGGUGGAGGGGCUGGAGGCGGAGGUGGAGCUGGUGGAGGUGCAGGUGGUGGCUUUGGGGGAGGUAAAGGAGGUGGAGCUGGUGGAGGGGCUGGAGGCGGAGGUGGAGCUGGUGGAGGUGCAGGUGGUGGCUUUGGGGGAGGUAAUGGAGGUGGAGCUGGUGGAGGUGUAGGUGGUGGAGCCGGUGGAGGGACUGGAGGCGGAGGUGGAGCUGGUGGAGGUGUAGGUGGUGGAGCUGGUGGAGGUGCAGGUGGUGGCUUUGGGGGAGGUAAAGGAGGUGGAGCUGGUGGAGGUGUAGGUGGUGGAGCCGGUGGAGGGACUGGAGGCGGAGGUGGAGCUGGUGGAGGUGUAGGUGGUGGAGCCGGUGGAGGGACUGGAGGCGGAGGUGGAGCUGGUGGAGGUGUAGGUGGUGCCUUUGGGGGAGGUAAUGGAGGUGGAGCUGGUGGAGGUGUAGGUGGUGGCUUUGGGGGAGGUAAUGGAGGUGGAGCUGGUGGAGGAGUAGGUGGUGGAGCCGGUGGAGGGGCUGGGGGCGGAGGUGGAGCUGGUGGAGGUGCAGGUGGUGGCUUUGGGGGAGGCAAAGGAGGUGGAGCUGGUGGAGGUGCAGGUGGUGGCUUUGGGGGAGGUAUUGGAGGUGGAGCUGGUGGAGGUGUAGGUGGUGGAGCCGGUGGAGGUGCUGGAGGCGGAGGUGGAGCUGGUGGUGGUGCUGGCGGAGGAAUCGGAGGUGGAGGUGGUGCUGGUGGCGGGGUUGGCGGUGGCUCCGGCGGAGGUUUUGGAGGAGGAAUCGGGGGUGGUAAUGGAGGGGGCUUUGGCGGAGGAGGCGGCAUUGGUGGAGGCUUUGGAGGCGGCAGCGGUGCAGGUGGUGGAUCGGGCGGUGGAAUCGGGGGUGGCGGUGGAGGAGGAGGUGGUGGUGGUGGGUUCUAA